This is a messenger RNA of Diceros bicornis minor, 4009 nucleotides long. It is a transcript of the gene ENC1, whose product is annotated as ectodermal-neural cortex 1. The transcript has 3 exons. Gene Ontology annotation, molecular function: protein binding. The record is from RefSeq and is a predicted model, not a curated record. Lineage: Eukaryota; Metazoa; Chordata; Mammalia; Perissodactyla; Rhinocerotidae. The coding region runs from base 2038 to 3831 and encodes 597 amino acids.
GGGCGCCGCGGUUUCAGGGGCCGCGUGGCCUGCGGGGGUGUGUUCACCGGGGGCGGGCGUGCGCCCCGGAGCCCGGAGCCCGGACUUGGGCGGAGGUGGGGAGCUGUGCUUGGGGCGGAGACCUCGGUGUCCGGAGCUGCCCUCUCACAGCAGGCAGGAGCCGGGCAUCGCUGGAGGGCCUCCCCAGGGCGGCGCGGCGCCCUGGCGAGCUGCGGGGACAGCGAGAAGCCGAGCUGGGGGACGAUCACCUCCCUCCCCACGGAAGCCAGCGCUUCCCUGGGGUGGGGGAUGUUUCGCUGCCCGCACUUCGCAGCCCCCGGGGCCGAGCGCGCGCCAUCGCUGGCCCAAGUUGCACCCUACCCGGCACGGGGAGCACUGGGGCCACGCGCAGACAUCCCUCCUGAGGGCACGCGCACUGCGGCGGCAUGUGUGUAGGGAAUGAAUGAAAACUGGUUUCUGAAAAGUUGUUUCUUCUCAUUCAAGUAUUGGGCCUUUAGUGUAACAUUAUUCGUUUGGAAGGCUAGGAAUUGGUGGGCGUGGUGGAGACGAACCAUUGAACUCGUCGGCAUGUAAUUUGGUGUCGCCCUCAGAGGCAUGGCCAGCGUGUUAAAGAGCGUUGCAAGUGGUAUAGAGGACUGAACGGUAAAAGACUUCUCUUAUUAACAAGAUCUUGAUAACGUUCCAUUGUUAUCAAUGACGUAAAUGCCCGAGGAAAUCUGCUUAGUUUCUCCUUUGAUUGCAUUGAGAUCCGGUUCAAAACCUCAAGAGGUGUGAGGGGACGCGAAGCAUUGGAGGCGGAGAGCCUGGGUAAGGAGCACUGAGUGAACUGAAGUUACUGUAACUAGAAGCCCUUUUGAUGUUCACGAUAAUAGCAGCUCUUUUCUCUGUCUUUUUUGUAGACGCAGGUUAAGUGCAUGUGUGCCUUUUUUUGGCCACUUACUUGGCAUGCAAAUGUUAUUUCUCUGGGGGCUUAAAAAAUGCCGGAAGGAUGAUUCAUUUUAUGUUGAAGGUGUGUUUACUGACUGUAUAAAAGGUUUCUGCUAUUUUGAUGUUUGCAUAAUUUUAAACCAGAAAGCAAGUCGUUUCCCUUGAGUCUUCAAGUUUACCUUUUAUUUUAAUCAAAUAUUGCUUCGAGAGUGUUGGAUUUUGACUGUGACAUGCUUCUCCACCUGGAUGGUAUCCAAGAGGACGGGCUAGGCUCUUCCUUCUGGCUUUAUGGGCCAACCUGGAAAAUACAGCAGCAUAAACAGAUGAUGCAGAGAGAUGCAGUCCCCAUAUCCUCAGGUCUUCUGAACAAACUGUUUCCUUAAGCAUGGGCCUGGCUGUGACUGUGGUUUCUCUGCCCGGAAGCUAAUGCUCAGGCGAACCUGUUCUGGCCCCCUCUGAUUCCUUCUCAGUGUGUGGAUGCUUCCCGUGCGCAGGGGCUCCUGUUUCAGUAAGAGCUGCAUCCUCUUUCAGCCUGAGAGGAGACGGCUUUUGAGGUUGCUUUGGAAGCAUUAGCUUUAAAAAAAAAAAAAUAGAAAAGCGUAGCUACUCAUUUAGAAUUUUUUUAAGUUUGUAUAUUAGGCAUAGGAGUAUUUAUACCAUCUUUUGAGGUCUAGGCUUGAAAUCUUCCUGAAAGUACUUCAGAUUGAAUGUGCUGAUCCCAGUGACAGCUACAACGGUAGAGCAUCGGGAUGCUGACCGUGUUUUAGCACUUUGGCAACCUGGUGCAAUCACACGGGGUCAUUGGCUUGUUCUCUGGAGCACUGGCAUUGGUUCACAUGGACUCGACUCUAGAGGCUGAGCUUGAGGUGGGGUGACCCCCAGCUCUUCACCACUUGUCAUAUCCCAGCUCACUGAGGAGAUGAAUGGGUGCUUUGUAAAGUCUUCCCAACACCAGAGCCCUGGGACUUCGUUGCUUACUGUCUUCCACUACGCCCUGUUUACCCGGAAUGGAAAGUGACGUUACAAAAAUAAAGGAGAACAAGUUGCAUCCCCUGCUGGUCUGUUUCUGCCCACCACAGCUGGCUGGGGGUGCAGUUCAGGGGCUAGCCCAUGAAUCUGUGGAGUGGAAACAAAAUGUCAGUCAGCGUGCACGAGAACCGCAAGUCCAGAGCCAGCAGCGGCUCCAUUAACAUCUACCUGUUUCACAAGUCCUCCUAUGCUGACAGCGUCCUCACUCACCUGAACCUUCUGCGCCAGCAGCGCCUCUUCACCGACGUCCUUCUCCACGCCGGAAAUAGGACUUUCCCUUGUCACCGGGCAGUGCUGGCUGCGUGCAGCCGCUACUUCGAAGCCAUGUUCAGUGGGGGCCUGAAAGAGAGCCAGGACAGCGAAGUCAACUUCGACAACUCCAUCCACCCGGAAGUCUUGGAGCUGCUUCUCGACUACGCGUACUCCUCCCGGGUCAUCAUCAAUGAAGAAAACGCGGAGUCGCUCCUGGAAGCUGGCGACAUGCUGGAGUUUCAAGACAUCCGGGAUGCAUGUGCAGAGUUCCUGGAAAAGAACCUGCACCCCACCAACUGCCUGGGCAUGCUGCUGCUCUCCGACGCACACCAGUGCACCAAGCUGUACGAACUCUCCUGGAGGAUGUGUCUCAGCAACUUCCAGACCAUCAGGAAGAAUGAAGAUUUCCUCCAGCUGCCCCAGGACAUGGUCGUGCAGCUCCUGUCCAGUGAAGAGCUGGAGACAGAAGACGAAAGGCUCGUGUACGAGUCUGCGAUCAACUGGAUCAGCUACGACCUGAAGAAACGCUACUGCCACCUCCCCGAGCUGCUGCAGACAGUGAGGCUGGCUCUCCUGCCAGCCAUCUAUCUCAUGGAGAACGUGGCCAUGGAGGAACUCAUCACCAAGCAGAGAAAGAGCAAGGAGAUUGUGGAAGAGGCCAUCAGGUGCAAACUGAAAAUCCUGCAGAACGACGGCGUGGUAACCAGCCUCUGCGCCCGGCCUCGGAAAACUGGCCACGCCCUCUUCCUCUUGGGAGGACAGACUUUCAUGUGUGACAAGUUGUAUCUGGUAGACCAGAAGGCCAAAGAGAUCAUUCCCAAGGCCGACAUCCCCAGCCCAAGAAAAGAGUUCAGCGCGUGUGCGAUUGGCUGCAAAGUGUACAUUACCGGGGGGCGAGGCUCUGAGAACGGAGUCUCGAAAGAUGUCUGGGUUUACGAUACCCUGCACGAGGAGUGGUCCAAGGCUGCCCCCAUGCUGGUGGCCAGGUUCGGCCAUGGCUCUGCCGAACUGAAACACUGCCUGUAUGUGGUCGGGGGGCAUACUGCUGCGACCGGCUGCCUCCCGGCCUCCCCCUCAGUCUCCCUAAAGCAAGUAGAGCAUUAUGAUCCCACAACCAACAAAUGGACGAUGGUGGCUCCCCUCCGAGAAGGCGUUAGCAAUGCCGCAGUGGUGAGUGCCAAGCUCAAGCUGUUCGCUUUCGGAGGUACCAGCGUCAGUCAUGACAAGCUCCCCAAGGUUCAGUGUUAUGAUCAGUGUGAAAACAGGUGGACGGUGCCAGCCACCUGUCCCCAGCCCUGGCGUUACACAGCGGCAGCCGUGCUGGGUAACCAGAUUUUUAUUAUGGGGGGAGAUACAGAGUUCUCCGCCUGCUCUGCUUAUAAAUUCAACAGUGAGACUUACCAGUGGACCAAGGUGGGAGACGUGACGGCAAAACGCAUGAGCUGCCACGCUGUGGCCUCCGGAAACAGACUCUACGUGGUUGGAGGGUACUUUGGCAUUCAGCGGUGCAAAACUUUGGACUGCUAUGAUCCAACGUUGGAUGUGUGGAACAGCAUCACCACCGUCCCGUACUCGCUGAUCCCCACGGCAUUUGUCAGCACCUGGAAACAUCUGCCUUCUUAAAUGCAACACAUCCUAAAGAGAGGAGGCGAGCAUGAGCUCACUCCAUCACUCACUGAGACAAAAUGAGAUUUCUACUUUGGAGAGGCCAAAUUUAAUGAAGAGACAGAAAAGUUGCUACAAGGCUCCAAGUCAAUCAGCUGCACCUUGUAAUGCUCCAACUGGACAUGAAGGAAGGGGG